AUGGUUGGAAGUGAACUAGUUUAUCAUGAACAUAUUGAUGAUCUCGAGAGCAAAAUUGACUCUUCGAUUGUCUGGAAGACGGUCUCUGGUGUUGCCAUGCAAUCAGAAAAUAUUCUUGAUAUUAUACGAAAACCAUUCGAUUUGGAACGUGAGCUGCCAUUUCGAAUCCAUAUUAUCAAACACAUUGGUUCAAAUUGUCUCAUGAUUAUUUUUAUCGUACAUCACAUUGCUGCCGACGGUUAUAGUUUGACAAAGCUCAUACAUGUACAACUGUGGGAAUUGUACGAUCAUGAUGAUAUUCCUGAUUAUUCGCUUGUCGCAAACAAAAAUUUUGCUCAAUAUGUACACGAGAGAUAUACCAUAUCUAAAGAGAAAACCGAGCAGUGGACAAAUGACGUACGCUGGUGGCAAGAACAUUACAGCUCAACCAUUCGUACCACAAUCAAGCUGCCACCACCCGAAAUACCACUUUAUGGUUCUACCAAUGCUUUGGCUAUUGCGACUAACAGAGAUAAACACAAUGAUAGCAGUCUCCAGUGUAAGACACUCAACAUCCCGGCCGAUUUGUGGCAAGCAAUAGAAGCUUUAUGUAUUUCAAAUGAAUGCACGCCAUUCACUUUGUGUCUCAGCAUUUUCUGGGAACUUCUAGCACAAUAUACAGAAGAUGACAGAUUUAGUAUUCACAUCACUUUCGCUGCACGUCCCAAAACUUUUCAAAAUACAGUGGGACCUUUUGCUCAUGCAUUUCCGAUUAUUCUGAACACGAACCAAUCAACAACGGAUGCCGAUCAGGAAACAUUCAACAAGUUCUUAAUGAGAACACGUCGUUUGAUAUUAGAAGCAAAACAACACGAGAUGAUCACACUGUCGGAAAUUUAUCUUCAGACAAAGCAACUUCAAUCAAUAGCUGCACAGGUAUCAGUAGCAAUGAGUGCUAUCAGUACACCGAAAGCUGUGGAACAAGUGGAUUCAUCCGAAUGCAUUUUUUACACCGUAUCAAGCUUGACUCUCUACAUGUUUGCUAAACAGCACGCUCUAAAAUGGUGUUUUAAUACGACUGUCAUUGAUUCCAAUCUAAUUGAUCGAUUGCAAGCCAAUUAUUUGACAACCCUACAGUACAUAAUUCGUGAUAGUGAUCGUCCCCCUCACAUGUAUAAAGACUUAUCGACAACAGAAUUUGAUCAAGUCAUCAAUCGAUUCCAACGAACAACGACACAGAAAUACUAUGAAUUGACUUUACAUGGUAUUUUCGAGCGCGCUGUAAAAUUGUGGCCUAACCGCGUCGCUAUUGAGCAUCAGUAUACUUCAAUUACAUAUUUCAAAUUGAACGAACGUGCAACUAAGCUUGCCGUUUAUUUACAGCGUCAAGGUGUUAAACCGAAUGAUCUGGUUUGUAUACUUAUGGAAAAAUCGAUUGCAUUAGUCAUCUGCAUUUUAGCCAUACUAAAAAGUGGUGCUGGCUAUGUUCCUGUCGAUGUUAAUCUUCCGAUCAACCGAAUUCAAUAUAUAUUGAAAUACAGCGGCAGUCAUCUGGUGUUUGUCAGUGCAGCUGCAACAAGUGUCUGGCAUAAUACAUUGUCUACGAAACAAGUCCGGUUAGAAGCUAUCUUUUUGUCAAAUAAUGAUGAGGACGACUUGUGGAUAAAUGAAAACAUCAAUUUCUAUCAGCCAAUGUACAACAGCAAGAACAUGGCUUAUGCUUUAUGGACAAGUGGCACCUGUGAUUCUCCGAAAUGGGUGGAAGUAAAUCAUAGUGGCAGUGUUAACGCUAUUUUAUGUUUACAAGAUGAGAGUCCUUUGCAACCCGAAGACAAGAUGUUACAGGUGGCAUCACUUAGCUUUGAUCAUAGUGUUGCACAAUUAUUUCGCCCAUUAAGCCAGGGUGCUUGUGUCGUUCUUAUCAAUAUUAAUUUUACUGUUGAUGACGUUCGCAAUAUUAUUGACAUUGUUCAACGGCAUCAAGUCAGUGUACUCGAAUUGAGUGCCAGCUUGUUCAAUAGGAUCAAUCCUAGCGAGGUCGUACCACCAUUACGUAUUGCAUAUAUCAGCGACGAAAUUUGUCCGUUAUACGUGGCUGAACUGUGGUCUAGUCACGUGCCUACAUAUAAUUUGUACGGAUCAACAGAAACAUCAAUUUAUACUCACAUAGCCCGUCUUUUACCGAAUCAGACGCGCGUUAUGAUCGGCCGUCCUCUGCCUAACACUUUGUGCUAUAUAAUUGACGAUCGAAUGAUACCAGUUUUUAUUGGAACUGUUGGUAGAUUGUGGAUCGGUGGAUGUGCGCCAGCUCGUGGCUAUCGAAAGCGUGAUGAUCUAAAUAAAAUAAAAUUUCUCGAAAAUAUUUUUCAUCGUCACGAUGGUAAUAUUAUCUUUGAUACGGGUGAUUUAGCACGCUGGCAGAGUGAUGGACAGGUCGAGUAUUUGGGCCGCCAUGAUACUCAGUUUAAAUGUCAUGGUAAUCGUAUAGAACUCAGUGAGAUUGAGCAGUGUAUACUCGGAAUGAGAAAGUCGCAUAAUACGCAAUCUCAACCUGAAGAAGUGGCAGUCAUAGUUCAAAAUAAUAACGAAAAUAUGAAAGACAAUAAGCAAAUCUACUUGUGUGCUUAUGUGACGCCUAAAUCAGUUGAUCUGGUUAAACUUAAACACCACGUCAAUAUUUCAUUACCAUCGUACAUGUAUCCAACUUAUUUCGUUACUCUCGAUCGAUUGCCUCUAACAAUGAACGGAAAAAUUAAUCGUAAUGACUUGUUUAAACUUAAACUAGAUGAGUUUCGAAAAUCUAACAGUAAACCUGAGAAGUAUUCACAGGCUGUUCAACGAAAGGUCCACGAGAUAUGGUGCUUCUUGUUGCAGCUCGAUUUUGUGGAUCCUGAAGAAUCGUUCUUUGAUAUUGGUGGUAAUGCAUUACUAUUUUUGAAGCUUAUUGAGUCUAUUCAAAAACGGUUUUUUGCCGACCGAUCAUCGGGACUUCAACCACCUAUUGACCAAUGGCUCGACACUACAACCAUUCGUUCCCAAGUUGUUCUAAUUGAAAAUAGCCUUAAAAAGAAUUUGAAUAUACAAAAAGAUCGUCUAAUAUGUAUCAGUAAGCGUCGAUUACGGGCGCAUGUCAAAGCUUUACGAACUGCUCAUUCAACGGCCUCUGCAAUAAUGAAAUUAACAAGGCGAAGGUCGUCAAUCCUAUAUGGCUUGGCUCCGAAGAGUGGCCCAUGGAAUUUCCCACAGGUUAGUAUAUGUCAAGUCAUUCCACCAUCAUUUUUCACGCUAUAUUCCGUAUUCAUGUUGGAAAAAAUUCGAAAACCAUUUGUCCAAAUAUCUUUUUCUAGAGAUCUAGCAGGCAUUAUAUAA
Molecule: messenger RNA, 3348 nt
Organism: Rotaria sp. Silwood2
Lineage: Eukaryota; Metazoa; Rotifera; Eurotatoria; Philodinida; Philodinidae
Source: the annotation of a GenBank genome assembly